CUGGUGUGUAGUCUUCAUUCUGUUACGUCACAGUGGUUUCAGGUCAGAAGUGGGCGGAGCUUAUACUGUCUAUAUACAGUAGCAUUCAGCACAAAAUCUUGCAUUUCUUGCUGAAAAACCAAGAGAUAGUCUGAGAUAGUCUGAUAGUCUGACAAGAAGUCUGAUAUUCAUAUUUUCCCCAUUCUAACGUCAUAUUAAGGGCCAUAACAGGGAAAAGCAGAAGCCGAGUCAGGAUCUGAGAGAAUCAUUGAGACAUCUGAGAGACAGGGUAACAGCAUGGACACUGCCUCUGGGGAAUUGACUCGGUCCAUGGCCACUAGGCUCAAUGGCACUAGUCCUGGAGUGAAUACUGUGUGGUUCAGAUUCAUUGAUAAUAUUCCAGUCAUCGGGAUGGUAAAGGAAGCAGUGGAGUUGGUGUUCACUCUGUACGAAGGGAAUGAAGCCGUAGUGAAGGAGAAAAAGGAAGUGAUCAAAAACAGUGUGGGAAUUCAGUCGACUGAAGGAGCAGCAGGUGCAGCAGCAACACCUGAGGUUUCUGGCCUUAAAAAUGUGACAGAUGUCACAAAGCAGCACAUUAAGGAAUGUGUCUUGAAAGAGUCUGAAGGAGAAUUAAAAUUAACUCCAGAAGAACAGAAAGAAAGUGAAAAAAAAUUAUUGGACAUGUGUGAAAAAAUACGGCUCAUCGAUACAGAUUAUCAAAUGGACAAGAAAGUGGACAAGGAACUGUACAAGGACGUGCGAAAGACUAAGAGAGGAGCGCAUGUCUUUAAUAAUGACUUACUGAAAUUUCAUCACAAAGUUCUGCAAAAGUUUAUAAAAAAAUAUCAAAUUUUUAAUCUUCAAGGAUACAAUAAAGAGGAAAUAGAAGAAUUCAGCAGCCACACACUUUCCCAGGAAACAACAAUGGAGAUACAGAGAAACAUGGUAGUGCACUUUGACCAUGAGGAUCUGUACAUAAACACUAAUGGAGUAUUGUAUGGCACAUUUCAGGAAGAGCUAUGUGACGCAUUAUUGAAUGUGCUGGGACACAUAAACCCUGAGGACGUGACAGAAGCAGAUAAAGAACGGCUAAAUGAUGUGAUAAAUUACAUGAACAGAUUAGAAAUUUAUGUUGACCAAAUUGCAAAAGAAAAGUGGAUUGGGACUCAAAUGAAUCACAGGUAAAGAGCAAAAAAGACUCGGUUUGAUGUGGUAAAACACCAGGUAGCAACAAUGUACGAGACUGAUCGUGGUUUGGAUUGGAGCCUGGAGAUUUUGGGUAGGGUUGCACCUUUGUUUGGACAAAGACAGUAAUUUUAGUUCCUGUUUAUAGUGUUGUUGUAAGUGUUCGAGUUUUUAUAAUUAAUUUCCUGCUUCAGUCACUGUAUUUUUCUAAAUUAAAUUUCUCUCUCUGAAA
This is a messenger RNA of Silurus meridionalis, 1396 nucleotides long. RefSeq lists its product as uncharacterized. Bases 277 to 1164 code for a protein of 295 amino acids. The record is from RefSeq and is a predicted model, not a curated record. The transcript is spliced from 4 exons. Lineage: Eukaryota; Metazoa; Chordata; Actinopteri; Siluriformes; Siluridae.